Cydia splendana is the source of this 1522-nucleotide messenger RNA. RefSeq lists its product as uncharacterized. Lineage: Eukaryota; Metazoa; Arthropoda; Insecta; Lepidoptera; Tortricidae. The record is from RefSeq and is a predicted model, not a curated record. Bases 206 to 1522 code for a protein of 438 amino acids. The transcript has 7 exons.
UUCUUUUUGCUUUUUUUUUUCGUUUUUUUUUUUGCAUUAUGGUACGGAACCCUUCGUGCGCGAGUCCGACUCGCACUUGCCCGGUUUUUUUGUAUAUUUUUCAGAUGACACUAUACACUUAAAUGGCCAAACCCUUAGUGUGCUGUAUGACCCGCCACAUUUGAUUAAAGGAGUCAGGAAUAACUUCUUGACGAAGAAUAUUGUAAUGGAGGGCAAAGUGUCGAAGUGGCAGGACUUGGUGGACGUGUACCGCACCGACUGCGGCCACGCGCAAGCUCGCCUGCUGCACAAGCUCAACGACGAGCACAUACUCCCGGAGAAAAUUAAGAAAAUGAAGGUGAAAAACUGUGUACGUGUUUUCAGUCAAACCAUGGCAGGAGCUUUAUCCUACACAGCUUCAUUUUCGCACUACGCGGACGGCACACCGGUGAGCGCGACGUUGGCCAACACGGCGGAGCUGGUGGCGUUCCUCGACGACCUCUUUGACAGCGUCAACGGUGCCAGCACCCACCACAAGCACACCAAGGGGAAGAAAUUACGGACUGCUGUUACAGACAAUUCUGAACAUCACGUCUUCUGGGCGAAGGCCAUACCAGUCGUCGAAAAUAUGAAACUACUCGAUCAUAAUGGCAAAAUGACCACAGUCCCGAGUUUAAGAAAUUGGGUGACGACGUUAAAAAGUUUUCAAAGGCUGUGGCAGGUCAUGAAAGAUAAAAACAUAAAGAUAAUGCGCCCGCGGUAUUUUAAUUCUGACGCGAUCGAAAACUUCUUUGGAAGAGUACGGGCAUUGUAUGCCAGAAAUAAUGACCCGACCUGCCACGCCUUUGAGUGCACAUUUAAGUCAUUACUUAUAACAAAUUUUAUCAAAUUUCAUGAAAACACUUACAAUUGUGAAGAAGACUGUGCUGAGCAAGUUAUUAAAAUUCAAUCAUUGUUUUCGCACACCGAAGAAACCAGUACAAUGGACGAGAAUACUGCCAUAUCGGUUGAUUCUGCGCCUUCCUCAUUUUCGACCUCCAACGAUCGUGAGAACGGCGCAGAACAACUAUUGGUUCAAGCCACACGGGAGCGUCUAGAUGUACACUCACGGGCAUAUACCGCGGGAUGGGUCACUAGAAAAGUACUAAAAAGUGAAGAGCUCCUAGUCAAGCCAGACUCGGCGAACGAAGAUGUUACAGGUGAUGAGAUGUCGCUGGAGGUGCGGGCAGUCAAGUCGGAGGUGUCGGACGCGGCGAGUGACGAGGACUGCGUGUCGGUGUGUUCGGAGGGCAGCGCCGCCCGCGCCAGGGAACAGCUCGCGAUGGCUUGUUCCGUGGUGCUCGAGCGCCUCCGCGACGACGCGACUGUUCACAGUGGAGGCAAAUCAUACCGCUGCGAACACUGUGCGAUAAAUCCAGCCUGCGACGUCACCAGAAGACGCAUGGGACGAAUCUUAAAAAGCAAUAAUAGCGACUACAAGUGCAGCCUGAAACAGCACCUGCGGAGACACCAGAUGAGACGCGGAAGAGAACCCUUAUUAUAG